AUGGAAUUGAAGGGGGACAUUGAUCCAGGGAGCCUAGCCAAGAUCCGACGGGAAGCCAAAGCUGCAUCCAACUCAUCCUACAAAGCUAUUCAGUUGUUGGCCAACACUUUGUCGCCCGUUGUUUCGAUGGAUGCAUUUCUGCCGAGAACAGACUCCCCUGGCAGCAAGGAUUCAGGAGCCCUUACUCAAAGACCAGUGCUGAUUUGCUGCGCUGAUGAAGAGAGAAAACAGUGCUGCGAAAGCCUUGAUGAGAUAGCGUUUGACUUGGGCUUGCGCAAUGAUGCCACUGCUCAGGAAGUUUAUGACACGCUGUUGCAAAAAGUUCAGGAACUCACGCAUGCUCAAGAGGUGACCCUCAGCAAAUUUCACGCUCUGAACUUCAAGAUUGCCAGUUGCCUGCCCUUCUGGACAGUGUUGAAGAAAGUGCACAAGUUCAGGCAAACGCAGUCCGGGGAUGCAGCAGGAGAACAAGAAGACGAGGAAAACAACCAAGGAGAUGACAGGGAUGGGACGACUGGGGAUGUGCAGCAGCAAGGGCAAGAUACCAGCAUUGACAAUUUACUCAGGGUCUAUUUUUCUGAACGCCCUCUACGGGAAGCGCACCUGAUGGUUCUGCGAGAUACCCAAGACCGAGAAAUGUGGGAUCACUGCGCAGCAAACGCGUGGAGCAUCCAUGCAAUGUUCGACCAUGUGUACAGGCUUAGCGAUACUUUAGCUAGCACAAAAGAGUGCAUCGAAGACCUGUUUGGUGCUGGCAGCGACCUCCGUCGCACCAACAAAAACCCGUGGAAGUGUUCCACAGUAGAGCGACUACACCACUUAGCAUCCUACUGGACACGGCUCAAGGAAAGCUCUUGGCCCAAACUGAAAAUUUGUAUGGGUGACUUUACGUCCACUCGGAGGGAACGAUGUAAGAGGUACGUCAACAUUGGAACAUAUGCUCCAAUGUCCAACACACUACAGGUGGUUCGCUUGAGUGGGAUCAAGAAACGCCAAGGAUUCCGUGCGGACGCUAAUCCAGCAGUGGCUGCAUUUGAGAGCAAGCACCACCGACUGCCAGACAUUGAUGACAUCAAACCAGCAAGCAACCUUGCUGAAUUCAAGUCUAUUUCCUCCAUGGUUGUCCUACGAGCAGCAGCACGGUCAAGGUUUUCCAAUGUCAGCGGGUUUUGGGUGAGUCAGUUAUUGACAGAAUCUUGCAUUUUUCUGGACAAGCUUUCCGGACACUACUACCUGAGCCUGGGGGUGCAUGGGAACACUGGCCUGUUCUGGCAAGUGGAGGAGUUCGAAAAGGAUGGAAACAUGUACUUUUGUUUGGCUUUUCCUGCUGAAGGAGUUGAUGAUGGCAAUGCCCGUGGCCGAUUGCAAUUUUUUUGCACUCAACAGAUCUGGGGCCCCGCCAUGGCAGAAAACAAUGAAGAGUACGAGGGGGUUCCCACCAGAAUAUGCUGUCCAUGGGAACUUCCAGACGAUGGCUUCACACCACAUGGCAUCUUGCACAAGCGCACGGGGCCAAAUGAGCCUUUAGUCAAAUUUUGGCUUCGCUGUGGCCAGAGUUUGGAUGCACGCUCGUUGAACAGGUAUUCCUUGAUCUCUGCAUUCUUUCCAGACAUCUCCGACGAGGAAAAGCAGACCAUGCAUCGUCGAUGGUUUCCAGAUGCUGCAAGACAACAACAAACAAAGCAAAAAGAAAACUUUUCGGCUAGUUACUUAGCUGGUGUGCUAAGUAAGCUGGAGCACGAGGAAGAUGGAAACGAAUUCGUGCGUUUGAAGGAAUCAAUAGAUGAGGAACAGCGAACACAAUUCAUCCUCUCUCGGGUAGGACAUGCUCGCGCAAAAGCGGCACGAUUCACACCACGCCACAUCAAAAACCUGAAGCCUCCAACGCACGGCGCAGUUUUGACAUGGCAGCCAACAUGUUUUUCUUUCCAAGCAUAUUUUCCAAUACCGGAAAAAGAAAGGAAAGAAGCAGCAGAGAAAGCAAAAGCAGCGGCAAAGAAACGUGCGACACGAAAAGUUCAGACUUACUGGAGCCGUUCACGGAGUUACAAGGAAAAGAGAACUAAACUAGAGGCCCUGACCUGGGUUGUGAAGUGGCUGUGGAAAAAACACAAGGAGAGCGGCGGAGACAUGACUGAUGCUCCAUCAGAAGACAGAAUAGCUGAAGCUUUGGCAGAGGGUUCAAAACCCGAUGCUGAAAUUGAUGAUGAGGAGGACACACCUCCAGAUAGUGCUUCUCGCAAGAGAAAGCGUGAGAACAAAAAGGAUGAGGAUGAGGGGUCCAACGCUUCAAAGAAGGGUUCCCCGUCUGUUUCACCUGAACCUAAGGGCGUAGUUUCAUCAAGUUCUUCUAGCUCAAGCAGUUCAGCCGGAGACCCGGCAGCUGAUAAGAAAGAAGCUGCAGAGACUCCUACAAAAGGAAGGGGCAAGGGCAAGGGUCGUGGCAAAGGGAGAAAGGCUGCUGAAGAAACUUCAGCUCCACCUCCCAAAAGAAACAAACCUCUCGAUACGUCAAGCGUAGUCUCUAAGAUUCCCCUAGCUGUGCAAGCACAGUUGGCCAACAGCAUGCCCAGUGCAUCUGCUUCUUCCUCAAAAAGAGGCAAGAGGUAA
This is a messenger RNA of Cladocopium goreaui, 2610 nucleotides long. The record is from the annotation of a GenBank genome assembly. NCBI's taxonomy places the organism in Eukaryota, Dinophyceae, Suessiales, Symbiodiniaceae.